Molecule: messenger RNA, 3454 nt
Organism: Larimichthys crocea (large yellow croaker)
Lineage: Eukaryota; Metazoa; Chordata; Actinopteri; Sciaenidae
Gene: ercc3
Product: excision repair cross-complementation group 3
Exons: 15
Coding region: 153-2504 (783 amino acids)
Biological process (GO): transcription initiation at RNA polymerase II promoter; nucleotide-excision repair
Cellular component (GO): nucleotide-excision repair factor 3 complex; transcription factor TFIIH holo complex; transcription preinitiation complex
Molecular function (GO): 3'-5' DNA helicase activity; hydrolase activity; ATP binding
Source: RefSeq, a predicted model, not a curated record
GUUUCUAAGUUACGCUACUUUGACGUUGACGCCGGUGCUGCGUCUUCCUCGCAGUUAGUCCACACAGAGGGGACUUCAUGAGGAAGUCAGGCAGAUUAUGAAGAAGUAUCCAACACCUGUUGAAAGAUAUAACCUGGAAAAGAUUUUAUAAAAUGGGUAAAAAGGACAGAGGAGACCGGGACAAGAGGCCAAAAAAGCGUUCAUACGAGGAUGAAGAUGAUGAAGAAGAAGCGGGGGGCAGUGAGUCUCAGGAGGCCAUACCUGCUGCGGCAGGGAAACAAGUGGAUGAGUCCAGUACGAAGCUGGAUGAGUAUGGGGCCAAAGACUACCGUGCCCAGAUGUUACUGAAGAAUGAUCACUCUUCACGCCCCCUCUGGGUGGCCCCAGAUGGACACAUCUUUCUGGAAGCCUUCUCACCCGUGUAUAAGUACGCCCAGGAUUUCUUGGUGGCCAUUGCAGAGCCGGUGUGCAGGCCUAAUCAUAUCCAUGAGUACAAGCUGACGGCCUAUUCCCUGUAUGCUGCCGUCAGCGUGGGGCUGCAGACUUCUGAUAUUGUGGAGUACCUGCAGAAACUCAGCAAGACAUCUGUACCUGAUGGAAUCGUGCAGUUCAUUAAGCUCUGCACAGUGAGCUACGGCAAAGUCAAGCUGGUCCUGAAGCACAAUAGGUAUUUUGUUGAGAGUGCCUUCCCUGAUGUGAUUCAGCGCCUUCUGCAGGACAACGUGAUCCGUGAAUGUCGACUCCGUACUGCAGACGGAGCAGACACUGAGCUUAUUACUGAAGUCAUCCACAGCAAGUCAGCGAUCUCCAAGUCUGUUCAGGAAAAAGGGGGUACUUCCACCUCACAGCAGCCCAGUGAUGGUCAAACGUCAACCCAGCAGGUCCCCGAAGACAUCUUCAGCUAUUAUGAGCAGAUGGAUAAAGAAGAAGAGGAGGAGGAAGAGACUCAGACUGUGUCCUUUGAGAUUCGCCAGGAGAUGAUUGAAGAGCUGCAGAAGCGCUGUAUUCAGCUGGAGUACCCCCUGCUGGCAGAGUACGACUUUCGCAAUGAUACAGUCAACCCGGACAUCAACAUAGACCUGAAGCCCACUGCUGUGCUGCGGCCAUACCAGGAAAAAAGCUUGCGCAAGAUGUUUGGGAACGGACGUGCUCGUUCUGGGGUCAUCGUGCUGCCCUGCGGAGCGGGUAAAUCUCUGGUGGGCGUGACAGCAGCGUGCACGGUGCGUAAACGCUGCCUGAUCCUGGGUAACUCCUCGGUGUCAGUGGAGCAAUGGAAGGCUCAGUUCAAGAUGUGGUCCACUAUCGAUGACUCUCAGAUCUGCCGCUUCACCUCUGAUGCCAAGGACAAGCCCAUCGGCUGCUCAGUGGCCAUCAGCACCUACUCCAUGCUGGGUCACACCACAAAGCGCUCCUGGGAGGCUGAGAGGGUCAUGGAGUGGAUGCGGAGUCAGGAGUGGGGACUCAUUAUCCUGGAUGAGGUGCACACUAUUCCAGCCAAGAUGUUUCGGCGUGUUCUGACCAUUGUACAGGCACACUGUAAACUGGGCCUCACUGCCACACUGGUCAGAGAAGAUGACAAAAUCGUGGAUCUCAACUUCCUAAUUGGACCAAAGCUUUUUGAGGCCAACUGGAUGGAACUGCAGAACAACGGCUACAUUGCAAAAGUCCAGUGUGCAGAGGUGUGGUGCCCAAUGUCUCCUGAGUUUUACAGAGAGUACGUGGCCAUCAAGACAAAGAAGCGCAUCCUGCUUUACACAAUGAACCCCAACAAGUUCCGCGCUUGCCAGUUUCUCAUUCGCUUCCACGAGCGACGCAAUGACAAGAUCAUUGUCUUUGCUGACAACGUGUUUGCCUUGAAGGAAUACGCCAUUCGUCUCAACAAGCCUUACAUCUACGGUCCAACCUCUCAGGGGGAACGGAUGCAGAUUUUACAGAACUUCAAACACAACCCCAAGAUCAACACCAUUUUCAUCUCCAAGGUUGGAGACACCUCAUUUGACUUGCCAGAAGCCAAUGUUCUGAUCCAGAUCUCCUCCCAUGGUGGAUCCCGCAGACAGGAGGCCCAGAGGCUUGGCAGAGUCUUACGAGCCAAGAAAGGAAUGGUAGCAGAGGAGUACAAUGCAUACUUCUAUUCACUGGUAUCCCAGGACACCCAGGAGAUGGCUUAUUCCACCAAGAGGCAGAGGUUCCUGGUAGACCAGGGGUACAGCUUUAAGGUGAUCACAAAGAUGGCCGGUAUGGAGGAAGAGGACUUGAUGUUCUCUUCCAGAGAUGACCAGCAGCAGCUGCUUCAGAAGGUCCUGGCUGCUUCAGACUUGGAUGCUGAGGAGGAAGUGGUAGCUGGGGAGCUAGGUGGACGACCACAGUUCUCAAGGCGAACAGGAACUAUGAGCUCCAUGUCCGGUGCAGAUGACACCAUCUACAUGGAAUAUCAGAGUAGAGGCAGCAAAGCCUCCGCAGCAAACAAAGGCAUUCAUCCACUGUUCAAGCGCUUCAGAAAGUAGAUGCACUGACUCAAACCGUGAACUCUGACUCCGCUGCUGCAGAGCAAUACGAUGGUGUUGGUGCACAAUAACAUUUAACAAGGAUGAGGCUACCAGCAGCAGGUCCAGCUGUACUGAGGAACCUGAAACUGAAUAUUAUAUGAAGCUAAUGAUGAUGUACUGUACAGUGCUUCCUCCUGGUCGCUGAUGACGAUAAUGAUGGCUGAGAUGACCUGCACUUCUACAGGAUACAGCGAAUGACACCUUGCAGGACUCGACUGCUCUGUGUCAUAAAUUUGGAUGUUUUUAAACUCCAGCUUCCUCAAUAACCUACACACAUGACAUUUACAGAUGAAAAGCCAACUCCUGCUAGGCCAUUAAAGCCAAUCAUUAGUUAUUCAUAGUUAAGGAAAUUCAAGCUAAAGCCACAAAUGUCUGCAUGUAGGAUGAAAGAGGAUGGGUACUAGAGUCUGAUGGUUAGGUGAUGUUAGCCAAAGGUCAGCACUCAGGCAUUUAGCAGUUGGUGGGGAAAAAUGUGUCUUAUGUACUGUUGGUGGUUCCUUCACUGACAACUGAGGGGGGAAAAAACAAGAAUGUGUAUUCAUAUUUGUACAUGUGACUAUAUUUAAGACUAAACCCACGUAAUGAAUGGACAUUUAUCUGUUCCUAAAGACCACAUUGACACUGAAAUUUUUUGUUCUGGAAUUUCCUUCUUUAAAAGGUAAAUAUGUUUUCUAAAAGAAAGUUGAUGUUUUUUUUUUUUUAUCUCUGCAUGUUUUCACCUGCAAUGAGUGAAAAUUGCUUUACAUCAGUAACUACAGGAGGCAGAAAUGAAUCUUAUUUUUACACAUUACAAUAAAUAAUGAUUAAAAUAUGUUUGUAAUGUAGAGCGAUAAAUAAAAUGCACAAACAAAAGGAAAAAAUUAUAAUUCGAAACAUGGUUUCUACAUUAAAACUAUAGAAAAACACAA